GGUCAUUUCGAGGUCGUUUCAGUAUCACUAGUUGUGUCUGAUCACAGAGAGAGCUGAACUCCGCAAAAUUAUCGAAACUCGAAACCCUUUUCCUUUCUGAAUUAGGAAUUACACACUCAUUCAUGCCACUCUCGUUGAAAUCAUAAACUCCAAAAAAAAAAAAGACUACAAGGGUUCGAGUUUAUACCAGUUGAAGAAACAUGAAGGGCCAUGAAGCAAAGAUGCCAAGAAUGGAGGAUAUUUUAAGCCUUCCAGUGCAAGAUCCUCCUUGUGCUGAGUUUUCUGCUGCUCAGAUAAAGUGGGUAAAAGUAGAAGGUGGUCGCCAAGGUGGUGAUGAUAUUGCUCUCAUUCCUUUUGCUAGAGUGGACGAUUUUGUAAAAGGAGAAUCUUCUAAUGCUGAAUGUCCCGCUAGUUUCCGCAUUGAGUCAAGAAGGAAGAGACCUGAAGGGAGCAUCAGCAAACCAAGGGUCGAUGGCUAUCUCGAAUACACAUUAUACUGGUGUUCUUAUGGUCCCGAAGACUACCGAGACAGUGAGUCCGGGAUGGGAGAUGGCUCAAACAUCAAGCCUGCAUCAGGGAAAGGGAGCAGGCCAGGGAGGCGUCACAUGAUGAGAGGCUGCCUUUGCCAUUUUACUGUAAAACGAUUAUAUACCCGCCCCCUCCUAGCCCUCAUCAUCUAUAAUCAAAGAAAGCAUGUAGAUAAAUCAGGGGCCCCAUGUCAUGGGAUACUUGAUCAGGAUGCUGUAGGGACACGAGCUAUGUAUGCUCCACGAAUCUCAGAAGAGUUACGGCAGAAAGUGAUGUCUAUGCUUUAUGUUGGAAUAUCUUUGGACACUGUAAUUCAGCAUCACGUGGAGGUGGUGCAGGGACAUGGUGGACCCCACAAUCGUGAUGAUUUUCUCACUCGAAAUGAUGUUCGUAACAUGGAAAGGCUUAUUCGUAAUUCUUCACAUGAGUUAAAUGCAAGUGAUGAAUGCAGUAUAAAGGUGUGGGUCCAACGCCAUCAAAAGCAUGUUUUCUACUUUCAGGAAAAUUCUGGUUCAGAACCAUUUAUCUUGGGGAUACAGACAGACUGGCAGCUGCAACAGAUGCUCCUUUAUGGACAUAAUGGUUCGAUAGCUUCUCAUUCAACAUUUGGCUUGAAGAAGCUUAAGUAUCCCCUCUGUACUUUACUUGUUUUUGACUCAACCCACAAUGCAAUUCCAGUUGCUUGGGUCAUUACCUCUUCUUUUGUUGGUCAAGAUGUCCAUAAAUGGAUUGGAUUACUUGCUGAAAGAGUCCAUACCAAGGACCCCAGAUGGAGACUCAAUGCCUUCUUAGUGGAUGAUCCUUCUUUUGAGGUUUCCAUGAUAAGAGAGGUUUUCCAAUGCCGAGUCCUAUUAUGUGUCUGGCAUAUUCGCCGUGCUUGGAUGAGAAGUAUUUUAAAAAAAUGCUGUAACUUUGAUGUACAGCGAGAAAUGUUUAAGCAUUUAGGCUGGAUUUUAUAUUGCACAAGAAAUGGGCCAAAUGCUAUGGAUGCGAUUGAAGAGUUUAUGCAAGUAUUUGUUGAUCAACGUGCCUUUAUGGAUCAUUUCAAGAUCCGGUGGUUGCCAACCAUAGAGUUGUGGGUUAAUGGUGUAAGGUCUCUUCCUGUGGCCAGUCCAGAGCCCCACGCUGCAAUUGAGUCGUAUCACCUUAGGUUAAAAUCUAAGCUUUAUAAUGAGCAGCAUGCCAAUUCCUGGGCAAGAGUUGACUGGUUGAUCCACUUUUUGACAACUGAAUUUCACUCCUCAUAUUGGUUAGACCAAUACAGUGUGGAGACUGGGUAUUUUGAAAAUUUGAGGGACAAAUCUUUCUUAACCAAUGCUUGGUUUCACGCUGUACACAUUGCUGAUGUUGAUGUGAUAUUGGACGAGCAAAAUCUUGAGCUUGCAAAAGUCAUCUCUCAAACAGAUAGAAGCCUGGCAUAUACAGUUUGGAAUCCUGGUUCAGAAUUCUCCCUCUGUGAUUGCCCCUGGUCAAGAGUGGGAAAUCUCUGUAAGCAUGUUAUCAAGGUGGCAAUUUUAUGUAAAAAUCGGCAGGUUGCAAGACCAUUAUUGGCUGCUCAAGUUUAUCGGCAGACCUUGGUUUCCCUUCUGCAGAAUCCCCCAGAUGAUCCUCUAGUUCUAGAGCAUGCCAUUUUACAUGCAACCCGCUUGCAACAGGACAUCAAAGGUUUGGAAGACUUGUCUAAUAAUGGGUUACUCCAGCCAUUACCUCCUGAGAUUAAUUCUCAACUGGCAGAUAAUGUUCUGCUUUUUCCGCGUCUUCAUUGAGCAGACCAUUGAACAGGUACCUCUUGCUGCCUUAAUGAAAGCUCAAAUUGAACUUCCUCCCCAGGUAAGUACAGAGUGGAGGGUGUGAUCUUGAGUUCAAAACCCACAGGGUGUGUUUUACUUUUCGCUUAAAAAAUGAAAAUUCUAUUCCAUAAACCUAAAUGCGUUUCAUAUCUUCUCAGCUUAUGCAUUCUCCUAUCUUUUUCUCUUCUGAUCAAUUUUCUUGGUGAACUGUAGCUUCUUGACUUUCUGACUGCAGUAAACAUCAAGGCAGAUUCCAUGGUUGGUCAUCUUUAAUUUUGGUAACUGACCAAGUCAGGGAAUCAGCAUCUUUUAAAAAAAAAAAUUGGGCUAAGGUUGGCUACCAAUCACCUCUCCGACACCCUGCAAAAUUGGGAGCUUUGUGCAUUGGUGGAUCUGCUGCAUCACAUGGAGCAAUUGUGAGGAAUGAACAAAAUUCAAUUACAAUGGAAUGGAUGGUACAAACUCCUCCAGCUUUUCAUACUUUCGGAGAACUUCUGGCUAUCAAGGAAGGGGACAAAUUAGCAGAGACAUCAGACUGCAUACCUGUCAUUUCAGAGGCAAGGAAAGACCCACUCUCUACUCUCCCCUCGGAAAGGCUACUAUUCCUUGUUGCAGCUUUCACUGUAUGCAUUUCUAGGUGAAAUGGAAAGAGUAGUGGCGGGCUUGUAUUUAUUCAACCUCAUUGACUGUGGCCCUUCCUUUCUCCAGGUGCUUGUUUCCUACCCACCUAUGCUUGCGGGUUAGGAUCAAGGGUUGCCCUAGAGGACUGGAUCAUGAAACUUGUGGCAACAAGGAUCUACUUUUGGAGUCCACAUCAAGAGAGAAAAAGUUAAAAACUCUCCCUUUUAGCAGCCAAAGACCUCUGAUCUCUACCACAGGCGCCAAAGAAGAAUGAGAAGCCCCAAAAAUAGCAAAAAGGAACAGCUGGAGUGCAGACAUCUUAUCACUAAACUAGGUAGAAGCUAUUGCUUUGGGUCAAAGCACUGAAAAAAAGGACCUGGAAACAUAGCGUCAGGUAAGAACUUGGAGAAGGCACAACUCUAAAGGAUCAUCUUCGAAUUACUGAAAAAGGAAAAUGUGAAUCCAACUCUAGAAUCCCAAGCUGGUACUAGUUUGUACCUCAUUCUACUAUUAGAUAGUACUGAGCAAGACUUAUUUACAUGACAUUUUGGAAGCAUUUUAAAGGAAGGACCUUGUGGAAGUUAGACAUGACAACACAGUUCAACCUGCUCAGUAAUUAAAAAAACUUUGCCAGGAUACUUAAAAACCCCUGGCUCAUGGCCAUUGGAAGUCUUUUUUCAUCACAGAAAUUAUUUCUCAACACAUUUUUCCAUUCAUAUGUGGAUGUUUUGACCUUGAAUUUGGAUUUUGAAUAUAAGUAAAUAAAAUUCUGUGCAGGUUGCAGGCUGUUGAGCCACUAAGGUGUGAAUUGGAUGUCUAACUACCCUGCAGAAGCAAGCAAAUUUUUUCCUACAAGAAUGUAUUUAGAUGGCCCUUGAUUAUAUCAUUUUCACGUUGUAAGUAUUAAUUUAUUGUAGUUUUCUUUGGGGAAACAAUUUUAACAUUGGAAUGAUACCGCAUAUGUAUCACACAAUUUCAUUUCUAAUAAAUUGCAUACUAUUUCUUUUUCUUGGUA
Quercus robur (English oak) is the source of this 3954-nucleotide messenger RNA. RefSeq lists its product as uncharacterized. The coding region runs from base 201 to 2294 and encodes 697 amino acids. NCBI's taxonomy places the organism in Eukaryota, Viridiplantae, Streptophyta, Magnoliopsida, Fagales, Fagaceae. The record is from RefSeq and is a predicted model, not a curated record. The transcript has 8 exons. Gene Ontology annotation, molecular function: zinc ion binding.